Acomys russatus (golden spiny mouse) is the source of this 2047-nucleotide messenger RNA. RefSeq names its product ST3 beta-galactoside alpha-2,3-sialyltransferase 1 (gene St3gal1). NCBI's taxonomy places the organism in Eukaryota, Metazoa, Chordata, Mammalia, Rodentia, Muridae. The transcript has 6 exons. Gene Ontology annotation, molecular function: beta-galactoside (CMP) alpha-2,3-sialyltransferase activity. The coding region runs from base 100 to 1110 and encodes 336 amino acids. The record is from RefSeq and is a predicted model, not a curated record.
CUUUCCUGCCGCCUGCUCCCUGUAUCUCUGCUCAGCUCUAGGCAGGGUCUCCUCUCUUCCACCCUCCCAUCAACAGAGAAGUCCCAGCAGAGGGUGGAAAUGGUGAACAUGAGGAAAAGGACCCUCAAGUGGCUCACCUUCUUUCUGCUCUUCAUCUUCCUCACUUCCUUUGUCCUGAACUACUCAAACACGGGAGUGCCCACUGCCUGGUUCUCCAAGCGGAUGGUGCUGGAACUCCGCAAGUUCAUCAAGUCACAGCCGUGCACCUGCACACACUGCAUCAGCCAGAGCAAGGUCUCAUACUGGUUUGACCAGCGCUUCAACAAGACCAUGCAGCCGCUGCUGACAGCCCACAAUGCUCUGAUGGAGGAAGACACAUACCAUUGGUGGCUGAGGCUCCAGCGGGAGAGGAAACCCAACAACCUGAGUGACACUGUCAAGGAACUGUUCCGCUUGGUGCCUGGGAAUGUGGACCCCAUGCUGAACAAGAGGCUGGUGGGUUGUCGACGCUGUGCAGUGGUGGGCAACUCCGGGAACCUGAGGGACUCCUCAUAUGGGCCUGAGAUUGACAGCCAUGACUUUGUGCUAAGGAUGAACAGGGCACCCACCAUGGGCUUUGAGGCAGAUGUCGGGAGCAGGACCACCCACCAUCUUGUGUAUCCUGAGAGUUUCCGGGAGCUGGGAGAGAAUGUCAGCAUGGUCCUUGUCCCCUUCAAGACCACUGACUUACAGUGGGUCAUCAGUGCCACCACCACAGGCACCAUCACGCACACCUACGUCCCCGUGCCUCCGAAGAUCAAAGUGAAACAAGAGAAGAUCCUGAUCUACCACCCAGCCUUCAUCAAGUAUGUCUUUGACAACUGGCUUGAGGGCCACGGGCGGUACCCAUCGACUGGCAUCCUCUCGGUCAUCUUCUCCAUUCAUCUCUGUGAUGAGGUGGACUUGUAUGGCUUUGGAGCAGACAGCAAAGGGAACUGGCACCAUUACUGGGAAAACAACCCGUCAGCGGGUGCAUUCCGAAAGACGGGGGUUCAUGACGGUGACUUCGAGCACAAUGUCACGGCUACCCUGGCAGCCAUCAAGAAAAUCCGCAUCUUCAAGGGGAGAUGAUGCCGUGAUCUGUUAAGGAUGGACACACCACCUCAGACCUCUCAACUUGCAGCCCCAGCAUCUCCACUGGAGCAAUCCGUUCCAGAAACUUCCAGGGCUGAACUCAGGGUGGUCCCAGGCUUUCAGGCAGCCUCUUGCACCCUCAUUUUGGUAGCAUCUAUUUAGCCAAGUUGUCCAGUUCUCCCAGGGCACAGAGAAAGUCUCAAGCCCUUCUAAGAUGGGAGCAUUUCCCCCACAGCAGUCCCCCAGAAAGUAAACGCAUCCUGGGGAAGAUCUACCCUCCAAGCAAUGACAGUUACUUUGGCUGGUGGGUUGGAGGGUGAGGAUGGGGAAAAUAAAUCCUGAAGAUUCCUGUGAUCAAAAGGUAGACAUUUCCAGGAAGGCAUUUAGAGGCUUCCACUGAACCAUGGGCCUCAUGCUCAACCCAGACUCUGGCUGGAAUGUUUUGGACAGCCAUUUCCAGAGCAGAGCUACACUGGGCUACACCAGCACUGAGGCAAGAUGCUGUACUCCCUUGCAUGAAGCCUGGCCUGUCACUUGAUAUGACAUCCCCAUUGUCCCUUUCUUCAAAAAGCUCACCGAUGAUGGCUGGGUAAAGCUUCUGACUCCAGAGGUCUUCCAUAGGAACCCGGCCAUGUGUUGCUGACAGGAGCGAAGCCCUCGUCACCAUUUUGUGUGAUUUCCCCCCCCCCCCUAUAGUGAUACUGAUGGCCAGAAUAGGUCUGACUACUUCCACGUGCCUUUGAACUUGAGAAAGAAAUGCAUGCAUUGGCUGACAUGAAAAAAACUCCCCAACUGGAGAAAGGGGACCUCCACCAGCACCCCAUUUUACUGCAAAGCUCAGAAUCUCUUUUCAGAUACUACUCCACACCACCCACAGUAUGCCAGGCAUGGGAUGGAUGCUCAUUUCUAUAUCCUCUGACUGUUGGGUUUAGGA